AAGUCCCUUUAAUUCAAGGUCGUCAUACAAAAUGACUGCUUUGGUGAGGGCUGGUUUGAGAGUUUGUAAACAAGGUUCUGCAACAAGGCUGUUUUGUUCUACAAGCUUUAAUUGCGUACAAGAAGGCCCCAAUGUAGACCUACCAACACACACUGGACAGGUAUGGGACAAAAGUGAUUACAGAAGAGUAAGGUUUCUCGACAAAGACAAGCAGAUCAACAAGAACUUUGCCAUACAGCUUGUAGCGGAAGAGCCAGUUGUUAUCGUGAACGCGAGGAGUGUGUGGAGUGAUGGUGGGGGACCUCUCGGACAUCCAAAAGUCUUUAUCAAUCUGGACAGACCUGAAAUCGGAGUCUGUGGCUAUUCAGGCAGGAAAUUUAUUCAGAAGAAAUAUUACGAUGCUUCGAGGCAUGGGCCUAGCAUAACGUAUGAUGAAUAUUUAGCCGAAGAGAGACACACAUGAACCAUGUUGAACUUUGUCAUGUUAUUUUUAUUUUGUUUGUGUGUAGUGUAUAUUUAAAAGACUAUAAAGGACUCAUAGUCUUUGUAAGUUCAGGAUGUUGUACAUUGAAUAUUAAAAUCUAGACUCACA
Gigantopelta aegis is the source of this 592-nucleotide messenger RNA. RefSeq names its product NADH dehydrogenase [ubiquinone] iron-sulfur protein 6, mitochondrial-like. The coding region runs from base 32 to 463 and encodes 143 amino acids. The transcript has 4 exons. Gene Ontology annotation, biological process: mitochondrial electron transport, NADH to ubiquinone. The record is from RefSeq and is a predicted model, not a curated record. Lineage: Eukaryota; Metazoa; Mollusca; Gastropoda; Neomphalida; Peltospiridae.